This is a messenger RNA of Solenopsis invicta (red fire ant), 369 nucleotides long. RefSeq lists its product as uncharacterized. Lineage: Eukaryota; Metazoa; Arthropoda; Insecta; Hymenoptera; Formicidae. Bases 1 to 369 code for a protein of 122 amino acids. The transcript has a single exon. The record is from RefSeq and is a predicted model, not a curated record.
AUGGGUGCUUCGGUGAGUACCUGCACCGGUCAAGAAGGGAGCCCAUUACGGUGUGUCACCACUGUGGCGCCCCGAUGGACUCGGCGGAGCAUCCUCUUGGAGUGUUCGGCUUGGGAGGGUGCCCGUCUGGUUCUGACGGAUGCCUUAGAUCUGGACAAGGAGGAGCUGUCCUUGGAGAGAAUGGUUCGGGCCAUGCUUUCCGGAACGGAGAAGUGGGAAGCGGCGACCUCCUUCUGCGAGGAAGUGAUCUCGCAGAAGGAGAACGCCGAGAGGGAGAGGGAGAGGGAGAGGGAGCAGUCGCCGGACGCCGCUCCCAUGAGGAGGAGGAGAAAAGAACAAAGAGCUCGGGUGUACGCCCGGGCUCCGUAA